This is a messenger RNA of Paramisgurnus dabryanus, 900 nucleotides long. NCBI's taxonomy places the organism in Eukaryota, Metazoa, Chordata, Actinopteri, Cypriniformes, Cobitidae. The record is from RefSeq and is a predicted model, not a curated record.
GACUUCUGGGAUGCUGGCGGAAUUUGAGGCGGGGAUAGAAUUGAGCCAGGUAUUGGUCCACUGUUCGAGGGUCAUCUAACCCCGUCGUUAUCUCUUUACUAUAAUAACACAUCAGCUUUAACUGGCGUCUCGUGUCGAGUCACAUUUUUGCUCCGAUAAUCCGGUCGCGGUAUUUAUUGCCUUUCUGAGCGCUACUGGGGACGCUCUCUAAACGGAAGCGAGCUAGUCGGAGUAGUUUUUGCCAUAGUGCUGGUUUACUCAUAUAACAAUGGGGAUUCGGACAGGGAUCGCCUUAAUAUGUCUCGCUGUAUUUGCAUUGGUUGCAGCUGAGGACGCAGAAAACAACGAAAGCGUGAUCGAUGAAUUGGUUGUGGAGACAUUGCUGAUGCCGGAGACAUGCACGGUUACAUCGAAUAUGGGAGACACGCUUCAAAUCCACUACACGGGUCGACUGAUGGACGGGAAGGUGAUUGACACAUCUCUGUCUCGUGAGCCUCUGCUGGUGGAGUUGGGGAAGAGAUCGGUCAUCACAGGACUUGAGCAAGCUCUGGUUGGCGUAUGUGAAGGACAAAAAAUCAAGGCCACGAUUCCAGCGCAUCUUGCAUAUGGAAAGAGAGGAUACCCUCCAACCAUACCAGGAGACAGUGCCCUUGAGUUUGAUGUGGAGGUGAUCUCGCUCUCUCAGCAAACACCCUGGCAGAAGCUAGUGAAUGAUGUUUUACCUCUGGUGUGUCUGGCACUGGUUCCCACCCUGCUGGGUUUAGUGGGCAUCUACCUCUAUAAAAAAGCUAAUGCGCAAGCUCACGGCAAGAAGAAGAGCAAAGACAAGAAGAGCAAGAAGAAAUAAGAUCAAAGCCAAAUAAAGAAACUAUUUAAAUAAAAAAAAGAAAGAAUAAAAAA